AUGGCCCUCCACGGAGUCUUUUUCUUUAUUAUAUGUGAAUUGCCAAAUAUUCUUGAGAAUUGUCUUACAUAUCUUUCUUUUUUUCUUUCUCCCUGUCACUCUUAUUUUCCUUUUUUCUUUCUUUUUUCUUACUUUUUUCCUUCUUUCUUUCUUUCUUUCUUUCUUUCAAUCUUCAUACAUGUAUGGCGUACUUUUGUCUUUUUUCAUAUCUCUCUCAUCUUCCCUUUUUCUUUCUCCCUGUCUCUUUUAUAUAAAUUUCUUUUUCUUUCCACAUAUCGCUCUUAUAUAUCUUUCUUUUUUCUUCCUCUCUGUCACUCUUAUAUUUUUCUUUCUUUCUUUCUUUCUUCAUUUUUUUCUUUCUUUCUUUCUUCCCCACAGUCUUCAUACAUUUAUAUAUAUCUUUCUUUUUACUUUCUCUCUAUCACCCUUAUGUAUCUUUCUUUCUUUAUUUCUCCAUAUGUUGUUUCUUUCUCCAUAUAUCGUUUUUUCCCAUAUCUUCCUCACAUAUCUUUCUGUUAUCGUUCUCCACAUCUCUCUUAUAACUUCCUUUUCUUUCUCCAUACCUCUCUUAUAUAUCUUCGUUUUUUAUUCUCCAUAUCUUUCUUAUAUAUCUUUCUUUCUCCAUUAUAUGUCUUUCUUUUUUCUCUCUAUAUCCCUCUUGCAUAUAUUUCGUUUUUUUCAUUCUGCCUGUCUCUCUUAUAUAACUCCCUUUUUUCUUUCUUUAUUUCUUUCUUAUAUAUCUUUCUUUUUUACCACAUAUUCCUUAUAUAUCUUUUCUUCAUAUCUUUCUUAAAUAUCUUUAUUCUUUCUAUCCUUCAUCUCAUUUACAUAACUUUUUCAUUUUCUUUCUUCAUCUCUGCUUUAUAUAUCUUUUUACUUUCUUUCUCCCUGUCUCUCUUAUAUACAGGGUCUUCCCUUUUACUUUCUCUCUGUCUCUCUUAUAUAGCAUUCCUUUUUCUUUCUUCCUGUCUCUCUUAUAUAGCUUUCAUUUUUCUUUCUUCCUGUCUCUCCUAUCUGGCUUUCCUUUUUCUUUUUCUGUCUCUCUUAUAUAGCAUUCCUUUUUCUUUCUCCCUGUCUCUCUUAUAUAGCAUUCCUUUUUCUUUCUCCCUGUCUCUCUUAUAUAGCUUUCCUUUUUCUUUCUCCCUGUCUCUCUUAUAUAGCAUUCCUUUUUCUUUCUUCCUGUCUCUCUUAUAUAGCUUUUCUUUUUCUUUCUUCCUGUCUCUCUUAUCUGGCUUUCCUUUUUUUUCUCUAAUUCCUUUUUUCUUUCUCCCGUGUCUCUCUUAUAUAGCUUUCCUUUUCUUUCUCCUGUCUCUCUAUAUAUCAUUCCUUUUUCUUUCUUCCUGUCUCUCUUAUAUAGCAUUCCUUUUUUUUUAUUCCCUGUCUCUCAUAUAUAGCUUUCCUUUUUCUUUCUCCCUGUCUGUCUUAUAUAGCUUUCCUUUUUCUUUCUCCCUGUCUCUGUUAUAUAGCUUUCCCUUUUCUUUCUCCCUGUCUCUCUUAUGUAGCUUUCCUUUUCUUUCUCUCUGUCUCUCUUAUAUAGCUUUCCUUUUUCUUUCAGUCGGGCUCUCUUAUAUAGCGUUUUUUUUUCUCCCUGUCUUUUCGUAUAUUUUUUUUUUUUUUCCUGCCUCUCUUAUAUAUCAUUCCUUUUCUUUCUUCCUGUCUCUCUUAUAUAGCAUUCCUUUUUUUAUUCCCCUGUCUCUCAUAUAUAGCUUUCCUUUUUUUCUCCCCUGUCUGUCUUAUAUAGCUUUCCUUUUCUUUCUCCCUCUUUCCUUUUUCUUUCUCUGUCUCUCUUAUAUAGCUUUCCUUUUCUUUCACUUUCUUUUUUUCUUUUCCUUCCUCUCUUAUAUAUCAUUCCUUUUUCUUUCUUCCUGUCUCUCUUAUAUAGCAUUCCUUUUUUUUAUUCCCUGUCUCUCAUAUAUAGCUUUCCUUUUUCUUUCUCCCUGUCUGUCUUAUAUAGCUUUCCUUUUUCUUUCUCCCUGUCUCUGUUAUAUAGCUUUCCCUUUUCUUUCUCCCUGUCUCUCUUAUGUAGCUUUCCUUUUUCUUUCUCUCUGUCUCUCUUAUAUAGCUUUCCUUUUUCUUUCAGUCGGGCUCUCUUAUAUAGCGUUCCUUUUUCUUUCUCCCUGUCUUUUCGUAUAUAGCUUUCUUUUUUUCUUUUUCCUGCCUCUCUUAUAUGGCAUUCCUUUUUCUUUAUUCCUGUCUCUCUUAUCUGACUUUCUUUUUUCAUUCUCUCUGUCUCUCUUAUAUAGCUUUCUAUAUUCCUAUAUAUAUUUUCUCUCUCUCUCUCUCUCUUCAUCUCUCUCUCCUUCUCGUCAUCAUUCUCUCUCCCUCUUCUCUUUCACACUAUUUCUUUCUCAUUCUGACUCACUCCUUCUCUGUCUCCCUCUCUCACUCAUUCUCACACUUUCUCUCUCAUUUCUUUUCUGCUUCUCACUCUCUCUCUCUCGCUCACUCUCGCUCACUCUCACUUCUUCUCUCUCUCUCUCUCUCUCACUCAUUCUCUCAGUUUCUCUCUCACUCCUUCCUUCCAUCUCACUCCUUCCCUCCAUCUCACCUUCUCUCUCUCUCUCUCUCUCUCUCUAUUUCUCUCUCUCCGACUCCUUCUCUCUGACUCACUUUCUCUCUCACUCAGUACUUAUCCAUCUGCGCUUAUAA
Acanthosepion pharaonis is the source of this 2649-nucleotide messenger RNA. Lineage: Eukaryota; Metazoa; Mollusca; Cephalopoda; Sepiida; Sepiidae. The record is from the annotation of a GenBank genome assembly.